Messenger RNA from Scaptodrosophila lebanonensis, 2025 nucleotides. RefSeq names its product peptide transporter family 1. The record is from RefSeq and is a predicted model, not a curated record. Gene Ontology annotation, cellular component: membrane. The transcript is spliced from 7 exons. Gene Ontology annotation, molecular function: dipeptide transmembrane transporter activity. NCBI's taxonomy places the organism in Eukaryota, Metazoa, Arthropoda, Insecta, Diptera, Drosophilidae. Bases 166 to 1887 code for a protein of 573 amino acids. Gene Ontology annotation, biological process: transmembrane transport.
GCUGCGCAACAGACGUGGUUGGAUCGCGGGGCCAAAUAACUGCCAAAAAAUCGCUGAAACCGCAGACCGACCCACAAACCGCAGCCACACAUUGGAGCUGGUAAUUCAAGAAGCCAGUUGCGAUCAUCAAGGCCAGUCCCACUAAUACAGCCCUACGAUUAGGCGAUGUUUCGCGCCACAUCAAUCGGCAGCGAAGAAACUCUGCCUACCCUUGCGGAGCUCACACAAGCCAACUAUGAGAGGGACAUCGAGAUGGGGGCUGGCACUGAGCGUUCCCAGCUGAGGAGUCGCCAUCAGCGCGGUUCCCUGCCCUCCAACUAUGGCGGUACACCCAUACCCAUUAUAAUCCACUACAGAUACCCUCGGGCCGUGUACUUCAUACUCGCCACCAAAUUUUUUGAGGCAUUUGCAGCCAACGGCAUACGCACCGUGCUCGCCUUGUAUCUACGCGAUGAUCUCAACUUUACGGAAAGCUUUUCCACCAUAAUGCUGCACAUAUUCAAUUUUUUCGGGCAGUUUUGUCCGAUCUUUGGCGCCAUAUUGGCGGACAGUUGUUAUGGGAAUGUGCGAACUAUUUCUGGAUUUUGUUUUCUCUAUGCCUUUGGCUGGGUUUUCCUAACCCUCACUUCGAUGCCAUCUGUCGGCGUACCCAUGGCAUUACUGGUUUCUAUUGCCUUGCUGUUCAUCGCCGUGGGAAACGGUUCGAUACGCGCCUGCAUCACCUCCAUUGGGGCUCUCCAGUUUAAGAUGCCGGAACAGGCGGUCCAUUUGGCGGAGUACUUCUCCUUCUAUUACUUUGUUUACUAUUUCGGAAUAUUUUUGAGCAAAAUAUUGCCGCCAUUGGUGCGCGUUAAUACGCAGUGUUUCGACAAACCUGAAUGCUAUCCGGCCGUAUUCGGCACCCUCGGUGCUGCUUUUUUGGUCGCCUGGGUCAUCUUUCUCAUUGGCAAGUUCUUCUACAAGCCCGAGAAGGUCUCCGAUGACAAUGUGCUCUUCAAAUUCUACGGCUGCAUCAGGACGGCUCUGCUGGAGAAGUGGCGCAGACGCAAGUCGGAGAAGAGGUGCAGUUAUUGGCUCCACAACGCCAUCGGUCCAUAUGACGAGGAGUUUGUCAACGAUGUCUCCAAAGUUUUGCGAAUCACAAAGCUAUUCAUUCCACUGCCCUUUUACUUCGCACUGUUGGCCCAGCAGGACUCCAGCUGGACCUUCCAGGCGACCAUGAUGAACACGACCUUUCUGGGCGUUAACAUACAGCCGGAUCAGUUCAAGGCCGUCGGCCCCAUCUUCCUCUUCAUACUCAUACCUCUGUGCCAAUACGUAACCACUCCAUUGCUGAAACGCGCCUUCAAUUGGGAGCUCCAGCCACUGCAGAGUGUGGCAGUGGGCGGAAUUUGCUCGAUCGGUGCCUAUAUCUGUGCGGGAGUGCUUCAGGAACAUAUAGCUAACUCUCCCAGUCAAACAGUGAACAUUGCCUGGCAACUGCCCCAAUUCCUGCUGCUGAUGCUAGCCGAGCUGCUGCUCUCCAUUCCAGGCUUGCAGUUCGCCUUUACGCAGGCGCCGAGCUCGAUGAAAUCGGUGGUAACGGCUGCUUGGUUCCUCAAUAAUGCUUUUGGCAACCUGAUUGUUGUGAUAGUCACUGAGCUGCAGUUCCUCAACUCCCAGACAGCCGGGUAUUUCUUUUAUGCGGUUGUCAUGAUGGUCUGCAUCAUUAUAUUCGGAAUGCUGGCCUUCGAGUACGCGCUGCAUGAGAAGACGGGCAGCUUCUAUGCCAGAGGCUGCGGGCUGCAGACUCCCAAGGAACAGGACCGGCGUCCACUGCUGAAUUUUCAGCGUGAUUUGGACACCGACGAUUUGCCCAGCGGCAGUAGCCGAAGCGCUAGUGUUUAGUUUCUACAUAACAGUCGUAACUUGUACUCGUAUAUCGCCUAAUUACUUUUUAUUUAUUUACAUUUACACACGCACUGCACGUUAACUGGAAGCUAAUAAAGAAAACUUUGAAGUGUGAAACUGCUAAUCUAACGCAAA